AUGCAAGAAAUUGAAAGCAGUCAAAUGCACAACAGUGGAACAAUGGAUAAAAAAAUCUAUGGUACACACGGCGACCCUGGUGUUUGCGGGGCAGGCAGGAGCCUCCAAGGAGACAGAGGGGUUGGGAAGAGGCUGGCAGGCCAUCUCCUGCUCUCUCGCACCACCCUCCUUUGGGACCUGAUCCUGGGCAUACUGGGCACUGGCCUUCCUGUUGAUCCUGGGCACCUACCUGUGGCCGUUGACCAGUAUGUGCUCUGCAGCUUCUACCUGUGUGUAGCACUGGUGCUAGAGUUGCUGGGCCUCGCCUCAGUCAUACUACAGCUAUUCACCUAGAUCUGGCUGCUUGAACCUUCCAGCCUACAUGGGGCACACUCGUUGGGCCGUCUGGAAUGGCUGCAUUUCCUACAGCUGGGCUACCUGGACAGAUUCUCUCCAGAUCUUCCUCUGUGUGUGCAGAGGCUCCAGCAGGGGCUGUUGGUGUGGCCACAGGAGAUCCCCCACUGACUUUGAUCUGGCCUAGCCUACUUCUUCUCCCUAGACAUCAGCAUGCUGUGGCUCUUUGAGACCUUCCUGGAGACGCUGCUGCAGCUGACACUGGUACUAGCCACUGUAAUUGUGCUGCAGAGUGGCCAGGCCAAGUGCUAUCAGGGGGUUGGCAUCUGUGUGUCCUUCCUGAGAAUCUCAUGGGUACUGCUGUACUACCACUGGGCCCUGGGCACCUGCCUGCCUUCUGAACCCCCUCCUGGGACCAGGAUCUACUUCUUGUGGAAUAUGCUACUGCUGUGGCCCCAAGUCCUGGUCAUGGCCCUCUUCUCAGCUCUCUGCCCCCACCCCUACAUGGCCCUGCACUUCCUUUGCUUGUGGCUGCUGCUGCUACUCUGGGUAGCUCAGGGAACAGAUUUUAUUCCAGACCCUGUCUCCAAGUGGCUCUACCAGGCAAUGGUGACCACCACCCUCUAUUUCUCCUGGUUCAAUGUGGUUAGAAGGCUGUAUGUAAGGCUGAGCACCAUCCACCUGAUGUUCCUCAUGAGUGACAGUAGCCUCCUGGUGGGAACCUGGGUGGCUCACAAAAGUUGGCUAACUCGCGGGAUCCCCUUGGAGAUUCUGCUGUCUGUGGGUGGGUUCUGCUUCCUGCUGGGCCUGGUGCUGCAGCGUUACUACCACUGGCUGCACCCUAGCCACCACUAGGAGCUUGACAGUAUGGACUGGUUCAGCUUCCUUCCUCCUGAGACAUAUCAGCUGCCACAGAAUAGGCACAUAGCUAACUUGGCUCAGAACUUUUUCCCAAAGGCUAGGAAUGAUUCAACUUUCUUUGUGAACAGAGAGGUGAAUGGGGUUUUAUGA
Echinops telfairi (small Madagascar hedgehog) is the source of this 1344-nucleotide messenger RNA. It is a transcript of the gene XKR8, whose product is annotated as XK related 8. The record is from RefSeq and is a predicted model, not a curated record. Gene Ontology annotation, cellular component: plasma membrane. NCBI's taxonomy places the organism in Eukaryota, Metazoa, Chordata, Mammalia, Afrosoricida, Tenrecidae. Gene Ontology annotation, biological process: apoptotic process involved in development; phosphatidylserine exposure on apoptotic cell surface; engulfment of apoptotic cell.